Messenger RNA from Cydia amplana, 1105 nucleotides. RefSeq lists its product as uncharacterized. NCBI's taxonomy places the organism in Eukaryota, Metazoa, Arthropoda, Insecta, Lepidoptera, Tortricidae. The transcript has 6 exons. Gene Ontology annotation, cellular component: nucleus. The record is from RefSeq and is a predicted model, not a curated record. The coding region runs from base 14 to 1069 and encodes 351 amino acids.
UACUCCACUAGCCAUGAACAAAAUGGAUUCAACUCUUACGAGUAUGUGGGUGAGUUUCUUCACGGCCGCGGGGAUUCCGUCGGACGUGUCGGCCUCGUACGCGCUGACGUUCGCGGAGAACCGCAUCCAGAACGACAUGCUGCUGGACCUGAACAAGGAGUAUCUGAGGGACAUGGGAAUUACUAGGAUGGGGGAUGUCAUUGCUAUAUUGCGGCAUUCAAAGCAGGUGCAUGAGAGUCUGGCGCGGGACAAGGUGCUCGGCAGCACUGUGAAUGUGGUCCCCGUGGCCGCCAUCACUGGCCGCGCCACCAUCACACAGAACAAGCCGGCUUCCCCCGCGAGUCGCAUACUGGAGCACUACACGCGCAACAGCAGGGAGGCGGCCGUCUCGCCCACGCACCAGAAGAAGCGGAAGAGCGACGAAGGGUUAGAGACAGUAGACGUAAAGAAAUUCCGUCUCAUCAGAUUCGGAUCACCGCAACCUGCCGCCAAAGAAGUUACUCAAACGAAAACAGUGUUCGCAAGACUCGGACAGAGCGACGGCGCAGGCGCAAGGCCCAAACUCGUCAAACCUACCGCUGUAGCCACUAAAGAUGUCAAACCCAUCUUCGCUCGCCUCGGAUCCAAAGCCGACUCCGAACCAGUCAUGCCGGUACAAAAGGAUGCUCUCAAAUAUGAGGGUAUACUAAAAAGCCCACCCGCUGCGAAAACUGUAACUAUCACCACCACUAAGAACAGCGUACGGAGAAUAGCUUGUACCAUGAGAGCCGAUGAGCAACCAAUCAGUGUGAAAGAAAAACUAGCCGUACCGAAAUCUAAAUCAGUGAAGUUCUCAAAUCAUGUGGAAUAUAAAGAAAUAGAAACAGUAAAGAGUGUACAAGCUAGAGUUGUGCAGAAGACUCAGCCGAAGCAGACCGUUUUUAACAAGCCGGAGAGGCGGUUGUCAAUGCCCGCAGAUGACAAUAGUGUCAAGGCCCGCUUGGGUGUGAAGAAUGUUGCCAGCCAGCCACCAGUCAAGAAUAAUAACAUCAUGAUAACUAAGAAUGUGUUUAAGAGGUUAGGUGUGUAAUAGUGUAGUGAACACGGAACUUGGUGCUAAGAGUUA